Messenger RNA from Morus notabilis, 786 nucleotides. Its product is annotated as (-)-isopiperitenol/(-)-carveol dehydrogenase, mitochondrial. The transcript has a single exon. The coding region runs from base 1 to 786 and encodes 261 amino acids. NCBI's taxonomy places the organism in Eukaryota, Viridiplantae, Streptophyta, Magnoliopsida, Rosales, Moraceae. The record is from RefSeq and is a predicted model, not a curated record. Gene Ontology annotation, molecular function: oxidoreductase activity.
AUGGAAGACGCAUGCAUUAUUCCAAGCAAGAAAAAGCUUGACGGUAAAGUAGCUAUCGUCACCGGCGGCGUCAGCGGCAUAGGCGAGGCCACAGCUCGAAGCUUCGCGGCUCACGGCGCGCACGCCAUCGUGAUAGCGGAUGUCCAGGACGAGAAAGGCCAAGACGUCGCCGUUUCAAUCGGCCCCGAGCGCUGCAGCUACGUCCACUGCGACGUCACCGACGAGGAGCAAGUCAAAACCCUAGUCGAAUCCACCGUCGAGAAGUACAGACGCCUCGACGUCAUGUUCAGCAACGCCGGCGUCCCAAGCACCUCCGACCAGACAGUCCUCGACUUUGACCUCUCGGCGCUUGAGCGGCUCUUCGCCGUGAACGUGCGCGGCAUGGCGGCGUGUGUGAAGCACGCGGCGCGGGUGAUGGUGAAGGGAGGGAGCGUGAUAUGCACGGCGAGCGUGUCGGCGAGCCUCGGAUACGAGAAGUUCACGGACUACGUGAUGUCAAAGCACGCGGUGCUGGGGCUGGUGCGGUCGGCCAGCCUGCAGCUGGCGCCGCGAGGCGUCCGCGUCAAUGCGGUGUCGCCGGGGCCGAUCGGGACUCCGCUGCUACGUGACUUGUUGAGGGUGGGAGAGGAGGAACUGGAGAAGUUUGUGGAGUCCAACGCCGCGCUUAAGAUAGGGACGGUGAUGAAGGAGAGGCACGUGGCUGAGGCGGUGUCGUUUUUGGCCUCCGAUGAGUCAGAGUUUAUUACCGGUCAUAACCUGGCCGUUGAUGGUGGCUUAAGUCACUAG